Messenger RNA from Uncinocarpus reesii 1704, 1212 nucleotides. RefSeq lists its product as uncharacterized. The coding region runs from base 1 to 1212 and encodes 403 amino acids. NCBI's taxonomy places the organism in Eukaryota, Fungi, Ascomycota, Eurotiomycetes, Onygenales, Onygenaceae. The transcript is spliced from 3 exons. The record is from RefSeq and is a predicted model, not a curated record.
AUGAACUCCCAUCAAAAAUCAGGCCGACGCAAAGAUCCUUAUAAUCCGCAGAUGACUGAGGAGACACUGCAGGCGGAAUCCUUUUCUCUAAGGAAAGCACGAAAACUGCGAUAUAGUGGGAUACAGUUUAUUAGCGCUGGGGAAAUCAAGCCAGAUGAUCCAGCAAUGCUUGAGGAAUUGGCAGAGUCCAUAGCAAAUGCUGAGAUGUUACGUUCAUCGGACUGCUCCCAUAGUGAUCUGAAGCCUUUCGAGUUUGCUCAACCACACUCAAAUACUUCGGGUCUUGAUAACCGCAAUCAGUUGCCAUGCCCUCGAGCAGCGGAUCGAGUUCCGAUGAAUCUGAUGAUGAAGUCGUUUUCACUGGAAGGAGAGGUGCCACCUCAUUCUCUAAGCAUGGUCAACCCAACCGAAGCAGACCCAGGUAUUGCCAUUCACAAGAUACUGAGAGCAGGGACAGGCCCUUUACCAAAUCUCCCGCAAUUAAGACCCGCAGAUGCUGAUGAGAUUGACAUUUCCGACGCGGUCAUAGCGGACUAUCUAUUGCACAUAAACGAGGAUUCGUCGGAUGAGGGAUACUCGCCUUCGGAGGCUGACCCUAUGCCACGAGGAAACAAAAUUGAUACCAAAAGUCAAGGACGUGCUUCCCCUAGUUCAGCCAUUAGAAACGGAAUGGUUAGCUCCGAUAUAUCAUCAGAGGAUUUCGCGGGUUUUCAUGCUGAAUCCCUAAACAACAUUCGAGACGAUAACGACAACGAACAGUCUCUUGCUCAAUCCUCACCGGAAUGUCGAGUGAACCAGCGACAGAUUUCAAAGUUUCUGGCCACAUCUACCUUAACGCUGGAUUUAGAUACGUACGGGGAAUUUGACAUUAUGGAUUUUGAACGCCCGAGUUUAAAAAAGGCAAAACAGAAAUACAAACGGGAACAAGUCCCAACGUUCGAUUUAUCUGACAGUGAUCUUGAGUGGCAACUGCAGGCAUCCUGGAAAAACGACCGCAAAAAAAAGGGUAAAGCUAAAAAGCAUCGAGAAGAAUUGCGCGCCCAGGGAAAACUUGGCUCUAAGCUAGGGCAAAUUAACCUGGGCGCCAAAUACUCAAAUGGCAUAGCUCUUGAUAACAUUAAGCGGGAAAUCAACGAGUUCUUGCUAUCACAGACUCAGACGUAUGUCCCCCCUGUUGCAUUCCACUAUCGUUAUAUUGGUUCCAAUCUUUAG